This is a messenger RNA of Rhipicephalus microplus (southern cattle tick), 1536 nucleotides long. RefSeq lists its product as uncharacterized. The record is from RefSeq and is a predicted model, not a curated record. NCBI's taxonomy places the organism in Eukaryota, Metazoa, Arthropoda, Arachnida, Ixodida, Ixodidae.
CGCACGCGAGCGCCGCACGCCAGGGAGCAGUCGCGCGUCGUCGGAAUCGUCAGCUUCCCCCGUCGGGGCGCUGGCUAAGCCUAACCGAGGUUUUUAUCCGGUCCCCGCGAUGAGAGGGGCUAUGCAACGGUGUUGUUGAGGGAAACGCAGCGCGGCUAGGCAUGCCUAGGGGAAAACCCAGAGGACGCCGCGAAACCGGCGACGUCGUGAAAUGGCAGAUCAUCGAGCUCUGGGAGGCAGGCGUGAAGAACAAGAGCGAGAUCGCGCGCCGUCUCCACCUGUCGUGGACGGCCGUCAACCUGUGGGUGCAGCGCUGGGAGAGCGAGGGCCACCUGAACGUGCGGCCCCGGUCUGGCCGGCCGCGCACCACUUCGGGCGAUGACGAUACCACCGUGAACACUUACACCGCCUUCUACGGCGGAGCGGCCAAGCCGACCGUUCAGGUCAAGCUCGAGCGGCCGGACGAAAGACUCUCGGCGCAUCAACACAACCCUCCGUCUUUCGCGACUGCCGCUGCUGCGGCUAGUGGUGGGACCGAGCAAUCGGCUGCGAACGGCCCGUUGCCGCUGCUUCCUCUGCGUCAACUCACGGAUCCCACUUGCUUCGCGAACCAUCAGAGCGCCUUUAAAAGAAGCUUCGAGACGAACGGCGGGGACCCGCACCAUCCGGCCGAGCGUCACGAGGAAGUGGUCGGUCUCGAUCCUCCGCCGCCGCAAAGACUCAGCCUGGCCACUCAGACGGACGGCAGCAGCACGACGCCGCCAUCUGAGGUGGCCGGAUAGCCGAUGCUCGCACUUGACGAUGAACUGAAAAUACUUUAUUUAUUGUAGUCUUUAAAAUACCGUGAGACUGAUCGCCACGCGCUCAUCCAGUUUUGGGGCGCUGUGGGGAAGCGCGCGCGGCCUCUCAUAAUCAUCGCUUGUAUUUUUACAGAGGCGGUACUCUCUUUCUGUGCGUGAUGCGGCACAAUCUUCUGAAUUUAACUGGACGUGUGUGGAUAUAUGCGCGUAGACAUUCCAAAGCGCGGCAAAGAAAGGCGCCUGUUCCUGGUCGUGUCAAAUACCCCCAGUAUACGCAUCUAACUGAACUGUAAAUAGGCAAGGAUGGUGUGAAACACUUUACACAGAUUUGUGGGUUUUAUUGCACUUAUUCUGGCUAGCGGCAACUAAUAGUUUUAUCAACCGCUGCUCUGUUGGUCAAAAGUGUUCUGUGUGCAGCAGGCAGGAUUCUGUGUGCAGCAGGCUUUUUUGUGACUUUUCCCGCUGUGGUACUUUUCAGGCUUUCGCGCUGCGUAUACCGUAUUGUGUAUCGAGCACCUUUUUACUCGUGCAUCUUUGUCUGGUCUCGUGUACGUAGUUAAUUUUAUAGAAACCCGGUGAUUUUAAUAUAUUUAUGAACGCUUUAUGAAAUGCAAUAUGAACGUGAUCUCUCGGUGUGCUCCGCGCCAUUUUUUCCCCUCACGCAAAUAUACGAGUGAUAUGCAAUGUCAGUCGUGCAAGUUUGAAAGCGUUGUAAUAAACAAAGUGGAGUGGCGAA